Messenger RNA from Amblyraja radiata (thorny skate), 2669 nucleotides. Its product is annotated as copine-8-like. The record is from RefSeq and is a predicted model, not a curated record. Lineage: Eukaryota; Metazoa; Chordata; Chondrichthyes; Rajiformes; Rajidae. Gene Ontology annotation, molecular function: calcium-dependent phospholipid binding. Gene Ontology annotation, biological process: cellular response to calcium ion. The transcript has 20 exons. Bases 136 to 1875 code for a protein of 579 amino acids. Gene Ontology annotation, cellular component: plasma membrane.
UUAGACUGAGGGAAGGGUUGCGUUGCAAUAAUUCGAAUGCACUAGCGUUCAGCCGCAGCGGCAGUCGCAGGGUUUGUAGCCCUUAACUCUCUCUCCCUCCCCCGACUCCUAGAGUCGCCCAUCCCCGUAGCUUUCAUGCUAGAAGAACCAGCCUGGGAUUAUCGGAUGCCGAUGGAAGACGCGAUGGACAAAUUCGAUGAUAUGGCUUCUGUGAGCGAUUUUGACCCCAUCCAAGGAAACAUCCCGGCCACCAAAGUGGAGAUCACCGUGUCUUGCAGGAGCCUGCUGGAUAAAGAUACGUUCUCAAAAUCUGACCCAUUGUGUGCUCUAUAUGUCCAAGGGAUUGAGACCAUUCAAUGGAGGGAGUUUGGAAGAACGGAAGUGAUCGACAACACCUUGAACCCAGAUUUUGUACGGAAGUUCAUCCUCGAUUAUUUCUUUGAAGAACGGCAAAAUCUGCGAUUUGACUUGUAUGAUGUGGAUUCCAAAAGCCUGGAUUUAUCUAAACAUGACUUUCUGGGACAGAUUUUCUGCACCCUGGGGGAGAUUGUCGGCUCACCAGGAAGUCGAUUGGAGAAAUCAUUAACUGGUAUCCCCGGGAAGAAAUGUGGAAUAAUUGUUCUGUCAGCUGAAGAACUUGGCAAUUGUCGGGAUGUCACAACUAUGCAAUUCUGUGCCAAUAAACUGGACAAGAAAGAUUUCUUUGGAAAAUCAGAUCCCUUCAUGGUCUUUUAUCGAAGCAACGAAGACGGAACCUUCACGAUUUGCCACAAAACAGAAGUGGUGAAGAAUACGUUGAAUCCCGUCUGGCAACAGUUUUGUAUUCCUGUCCGGGCUCUUUGCAAUGGUGACUAUGACAGAACGAUCAAGGUAGAGGUGUACGACUGGGACAGAGAUGGCAGUCAUGACUUCAUUGGAGAGUUUACCACAAGCUAUCGAGAACUUGCAAGAGGACAGAGUCAGUUCAAUGUCUAUGAGGUAAUAAAUCCAAAAAAGAAAAUAAAGAAGAAAAAAUAUGUCCAUUCAGGAACUGUUACCUUGCUGUCUUUCACAGUCGAAUCUGAGCACACAUUCCUUGACUAUAUUAAAGGCGGAACGCAGAUAAAUUUUACGGUGGCUAUCGAUUUUACAGCUUCCAAUGGAAACCCAUCUCAGUCCACAUCCCUGCAUUACAUGAACCCUUACCAGAUGAAUGCUUAUGCAAUGGCUUUGAAGGCAGUGGGUGAAAUCAUUCAGGACUACGACAGUGACAAGAUGUUCCCAGCAUUGGGCUUUGGUGCUAAACUACCACCCGAUGGAAGAGUUGCACAUGAGUUUGCUUUGAACGGCAUACCUGACAAUCCAUAUUGUAACGGCAUUGAAGGAAUUCUGGAAGCAUAUCAUCAAAGUCUCAAGACAGUCCAGCUUUAUGGGCCCACGAAUUUUGCGCCUGUGAUCAAUCAUGUAGCACGAUAUGCAGCAGCAAUACAAGACGGCUCACAGUACUUUGUUCUCCUCAUUAUAACAGACGGAGUAAUCUCAGACAUGGCGCAGACUAAAGAAGCUAUUGUUAAUGCCGCAAAGCUUCCUAUGUCCAUUAUCAUCAUUGGAGUGGGACAGGCAGAAUUUGAUGCGAUGGUGGAACUGGACGGAGAUGACAUCCGAGUAUCUUCUCGGGGUAAACCUGCAGAGAGAGAUAUUGUACAGUUCGUGCCGUUCCGAGAUUACAUUGACCGCACAGGCAACCACGUGCUGAGUAUGGCACGACUGGCCAAGGACGUUCUGGCUGAGAUCCCAGACCAGUUUAUAUCCUACAUGAAAACUCGGAGCAUCAAGCCCAACCCCGCGCCCCCGCCGUACACACCCACAGGCCUGGGUGUCCACACGCAGAUCUGACCCACUCCUCUCCAGGAUGCUUAGACUCGCCUCGUGAUGUUUAAUGUGUCGACUGCACUUCUGCUGCAGUCAGAUGCCACAAAAACAGAACCUCUAGAGAUGUUUUGUGUCCUCAGUCAUGUGAUUUGUGCCACAAAUGCCGUAUGUGUGGGAUGCUCGAGGUUGGCCAAAGUAGACGGAACUUUUUCACAUUCCUCCAAGAAGACAGGGAACAAUUGCAAGGAUGCCGGAGUUGGUUGCAAACACCUGUCCGGGCUGGAUUUUCUAAACUGAAGGCUUCUCAGUCCACUCAAGGAAUGAAACCAGCGAAUGAAUGUGGAGUAGAGUGAGUAACAACUAUGGAACACAUUGAGGAUUUGCAAGUGGUUUGCAUACUGAGUAUUUUAAUGACAUGGAUACUGUUUGAAAAUUGUCUGUUUUGUCAUUUGAAUUUACGAAUUGAUUCUUUCUACAAUCUAACUGGUUUAUAUAAUGCUGAAGCUCUUUUAGCCAAUUGUUUGGAAAAUCAAUGGGAAUUUGUAAUGUUUCAUUGUUUGGUGCCUCCACCGUUGCUAUUGUUUUGCCGAUUGUGACUCGUUUGGGAGCUUGUUUAGACCAAAUCAGUUCAACUGUAAAUCCGUUGUCUGCAGCUCAGUGUAAACGCCGUGAUCCAAGCUGGGCCAAUCCAUAAAAUGCGGUAGAUGUUAUGAAACAGAAGAUGAUAAUCAUAAAGAAUUAUAAUUUUCAACUCGAAAGCAGUCCUUUCCACAAUGCAAAGGACAGUGCUUUCAGCUUCCCUGUGUGCGUGUGUGUGU